Molecule: messenger RNA, 648 nt
Organism: Histoplasma capsulatum G186AR
Lineage: Eukaryota; Fungi; Ascomycota; Eurotiomycetes; Onygenales; Ajellomycetaceae
Exons: 2
Coding region: 1-648 (215 amino acids)
Source: RefSeq, a predicted model, not a curated record
AUGAUAGAACCUCUCGAUCCCUACAUCUUGGUCAAAGAAAAGCUCAAGCCCCCUUCUCACCUCCUCCUCAUCGCGCCCGCCCAAUUCUCCCAAGCAAUCCAAGAAGUGCUCCUGACCGCAAGCAAAAGCUUCUCCCAAUUCCGGCGUCUACAACGCAUCUUCGCCGACCGCUAUUUCUAUACCUGCUCCAAACGAAACCCCAAACACUUCAGAGAACAUACGGACUCUAUCGCCCGCCUCAGCCAGUGGAAAGCCCAAUAUCCCAGCACCCACGACCCGAACUUACUCCCCACAGCAAAGCUACCCCGCCACGCAGUCAACCUGCAUCUGGACCGGGACACGUAUGAGAAAUUCGUCGCCGCCUUCGAGCAAAUGAAGCAUGAGUUUCUGAUUGGGCCGUAUCUGGCUUGGUGCAAUGCGAAGAGGGCCUUGGACCAUUUGAUGGCAAGUGCGUUUACGUUGCUGCCGCGGCCGGAGGAGCUGAUGAUCCAAAGCUGGUGGGACGAGUUUGUGUGGGAGAUGGCGCCGUGGGAGGAGAUGUUGGAGAAGCUCCGGUUGCCGUCGUGGAAGACUAUACUGGAGGAUAUGGAGAGGGUUGUUGGGGUAGCGGUGGAUUUGGAGGGAGAGUGGGAACGGCGUCUUUCCUGA